This is a messenger RNA of Temnothorax curvispinosus, 10855 nucleotides long. RefSeq names its product serine/arginine repetitive matrix protein 2 (gene PHRF1). The transcript has 14 exons. Lineage: Eukaryota; Metazoa; Arthropoda; Insecta; Hymenoptera; Formicidae. The record is from RefSeq and is a predicted model, not a curated record. Bases 767 to 8746 code for a protein of 2659 amino acids.
GAUCGUCGCGCGAGGCCGGAAGUGACAUCAUGACGUCGUCCAUAUACACACCAUAGCACGGCAAUCACGGCACACCAGCCAACACCAGCACACCUCGGCGUCCGCGAUCCAAAUCCAAGAUGUCUGCAGUCUCGCGAUAGUAACGCGUAUCUUUUGGACGAGCUCUGUUACGGGAGAAGUCGUGCGAGGGGCUAAUUUCCGGAAGCGAACGGCUCGGAGCCGUUCCGUCCGUCUGAGGGCCGAGGAAUCGGCGCCGCGCGACCGCGAUCCAUCGGCGUGCGACGCUGAAUUCGCGCGAGGAAUCGGGAGCGACGUCGAGAGUGAGAGAACGAGAAGGACAGAGUGAUAGAGAGAGGGAAAGAGAUAGUGAGAGCGCGGAGCGGGACGGAAAUCGAAAAGCAUCAACUCCGAGGUGCAUCAUCGCGUUCCAUUCGUUAGACACUCGUUCCAACUCGUUCGCGAGCCCACCUCAACGGCACCGAGGGGGAUCGGCAGCGUCGCCUCGACCUUUGCCGUCGUGAGCCGUCGUCGUCGACGGGCUUGUUCGCCGCGACGCCAACGUCCACCUGCACAGUUCGACGGCGAGACCGAAUCGAGACAGCGACGCUCCCCAAUGUCGGUCGCCAGCGUGGGUGACGACUCGGCCACGAUCCACGUCUGAGGUCCUGGAACGGGACACGAACGCUACCGCGAGAGUGCCGCGCAGCGCAGCAGAAUCAAAUCUAUAGGAGAAUUUCAGUGGGUAUGAAUUUUAGCGAUAGUCAAGAUGUCAAGUGACAGCGAUAACUUGUUCGAUACUUGUUCGAUACGCCAUCAUACUCACAAACGCAAAAAAAUUGUCAUAAGUGACAGUGAUAGCAGCGAUGAAUCUGUUAUUGUACAAACUCGAAGAAAGAAGAGAACACUUAGAGUUGUUAGCGAAGGAGAAAGUAGUAGUGAUGAUAGUGAUGUACCUAAGCCUGUGAUUAGACGACAAAACCAUAGAGUUAUUAGUGAGGAUGAAUCUAAUUAUGAUAGUAGCGCAGAAGGAAGCAAAUCUACUCAGAGCGAUAGCAGUAGCACAUCCGAAUGGCAAAGUAACUGGUCUAGUUCCGACGAAUUAGACGAGGAUAUCAAGAAAUAUAAUACUAAGCGUAAAGUUUUAUCUAAAACUAAAAAUGAGAAUGCCGAUAAACCUGGUUCUUCUUCGUCAACCAAUGUCAACGCCAACUCCGAUAGCAGCGAUGAUCAAUCAGAAAAGUGUUCUAUAUGUUUGCUACCAUUUAGAAAACAACAAGUUGGUACUCCGUCUGUAUGCGAUCAUUGCUUUUGCUUGGAAUGUUUAUUGGAAUGGAGUAAGAACAUUAAUACUUGUCCCGUGGAUCGUAUAUCCUUCACUACAAUCGUUGUUAAAGAUCAUUUUGAUGGCAAGGUCAUAAAUCAUUUACCAGUAGAAACUGUGCCACGUAUUGAAAAUCAAGUGUUGGACGAUCCAACAUUUUGCGAAAUAUGUCAUCAAAGUGACAGAGAAGAUCGAAUGUUACUUUGCGAUGACUGUGAUCGUGGCUAUCAUAUGGAAUGUUUAACACCUCCUAUAACGACAGUUCCUAUUGAAGAAUGGUAUUGUCCGGGGUGUACUCAAAGCAGUUCGACUAGAAGAACGUAUUUGUCGAGCUUUGUGCCAACUCUUAUAACGGGAAGAAACUCUAGUCGGUUUCUCCGUGAAAUAAGAAGGAACUUAAACAUAUUCCGUAAUAUACUUCCUCAUGUCAAUGAUCGUACGUACGUAUCUGCCACUCGCACUCGCAGAGUGCGCGAUCACGAUCCAACAAACAGUAUCGAGCAAUUUGUCGACCCGAAUCAGCCGUCUACUUCAUCCGGCCUCGACUCGAUUGGUGACAACAGUCGAAGUCGUUCGCCGAACACUAGCUUAGAAGGUAAUGUUUCUUCCACGCGUUCAAAUACAAAGUCCAAGACUAAAACGACGAAAAGGAAGAAGAAAAAACUCACGAAAAAUUCGAAGAAAAGCGGCAGUAAUUUAGUUCGAGAAGUACGAAUCAAAGAAUUCAAUCAUGAUGGCGAAGAGGAAGAAAUAGUGACGUAUGUCAAAGUCGCAUCGUCCACGUCGAGGAGGAAGUGUAAGAAAAGAACAAAGAAAACGCGCAAGAGGAGAAAAUACAAACGACGUGCGCGCAACGAAUCGUCCGUGCUGACUAGUACGCGAACAGUAAAACGAAGAUUGGCCUCUACACUCGGUAUGGAGAAGCCGAAGGUGCCGCUGCUUGUACCUACCAUGAAAAAUAACAUCUCUAUUCCUGAGAAAACUGUUCUCACGAACGCCAGAUACAGCGCCGGUAUACCUCAAGUCAGUCUCUUUGGAAAUAAUCUGGGAUUAGAUUACAGUCCACCUGGGUCGGAUGAUGACGAUGAAUAUUCCAUUGGGAUUGGAAAUGGUCCAAUAAUAACCGUACGACAACGACGAUCGGCAGUACCAUCGCUUAGACGUCGCGCCGUUUUAAAAACUAUCGUCGAUCCGAUCAACGAAGCGGAUAGUACUGGCAUAACAGAUUUACUGAGUAGCAUAAUGAGCAGUCAGGAGCUGUGGCACUCGACCAAGAAGAAGGACAACGUGAUCUUGAAGGCUAACGGUACGCUGAUGGUAAAUAAUCCUGAAAAGAAAAACAAGCACAGUAUCAAUAACAACGAGAGCCCGAAGAAGGAGAAGCAGGAUGAGGAGGAGGUUACGCGACGUGAUGAAGCAAUCCUGGAGGAAGUAGACACACCGUUGGAUCUGUCCAACAUUAAUUCCAACGAUAUCACGCAAGCGCCAAUGUACAACAAUCCCUGCGGCGGAGGUGGCGGUGGCGGUGGCGGAGGCGGUAACCGAGGCAACUUCCGGGGUAGUUAUGGCCGUGACAACGGCCGACACGGGGGACAGACUUACAGUGGUGGCCGGGAUUCAUUACCGCCAAGCGGUGGUGGUAGACACAGUUAUGGUAGCGGGACUGGCAGCGGCGGUCCGCGGGACAACUUCGGGAAUCGUGACUUUGGUCCGCCGCCGUUCUACAAUCCAAAUUUUGAGCACUGCGGCGGACCACCCAUGUUCGGCGCCCACGCGCCGCCACCGCCGUUCCGCAGCCGCAAUCCCCAGCACUUUCGCAACGAGCGGCUGCGUUUUCCGCCGCCACCACCGCCCGCCGAGCGACCGUUUAACUACACGGACGGCAGUGUCGGCUUCGAGCAGAGGCCGCCGUUUCCGCACAUAACGGACAGAUUCCCUCGGCCUAGACCACCUCCAUUGAACAUCCUGCCUCCCGGUGGUUCUUCUGUCGCGCCGCCAAAUGCAUUGGAUCCCAUGAACAUGCAGCAGCCGGUGCACAUGCACAACAGUCUACCUCCGGUCAACCUGUCAGAGGAUAUGACGCGAAACUACCACCAACCUCCUGAGCACAACGACCGUAUCGUGAGACCGGAUUCCGUGGCCGUGUCGCCUGCAAUCGCGUCACCUGCGGCUGCGUCGCCUACUACGCGACAGGACAAUGAUGACUGCGAUAUCUACUGCGAUAUCGAGCCACCGACCAAGCCCGAUUGCGAUGCACAGGAAGAGCUUCACAGUAAUGGCUCGAUGAUUCUGUUGCCGCCACCGGAGCCGCCGUCCGGUUUGUUGGAUUUCGAGGAGAACUCUAGAAGCGACAAGGAUGACAGCGAGCAAGAAUUGGUGAUCGACGACAGCCACAAGGAGGAAAUGCCAAGAGAUUUACCGGCAAGCGGCGACAAGUACGAUCCGUUCGCGGCCGACAGUGAUAGCAACGACGAUUCCGCUCCGAUGAAAGCAGCGCUGGAGAAGGCAGCAGGAUCACGGAACAGCUUGGACAGUUGUAACAUACCUAUGCCAAUUGCGCCGCCGCUGGUGUCCGCGACUUAUCCUGCGAUGUCAGUGAUUGCCACGACAACGAUUCAAGGCAGGGAGCGCCCGCAGGAGCCCAUUCGGCUCACCGCGUACGAUGAUGAAGAUGACAAUGACUCGCAGUCGGACUGCCCUAAUUUUUCCAUCUACUCAUCGCAGACCAUGGACGUGGCUAGGCAUACGGAACAGGAGUUGUCACAGCAGCUUGGACCACUACAACCGCCACCGAUACCGCCCAACAUCCCUGAUGACGAUGAUAUCAUCGUGGGAGACGUUCAAGCCUGCGAUCUACCAGAUGUGCCACCUGAACCGGCCGACCCGUAUCUUGAGGCGUUACAGAAGGAGCGACAAACUCUGAGUAAGAUACCGCCGAAAAAAAUCUCGCACGACUCGCAUCGCGGCAAGAUCACCUUCAAGAUCGGCAACAAACUGAGGCUUAACAAUCGGUUGAGUGGCCUGCACUCAGACGAUUAUUCGCAGAACACGAGUUUUCUUCAGAAAAGAAUGAUGACGGCACCGAUCGAUACGCAGCAAGAACGAGAUAGCGACAAGGGUGUCAGUUCGUCAAAGUCAGCAAUAGAAUCUACAACCAUACGAUCAAUAGCGUUGAACCAAUUCAUGAAAAUUGGAUCACGAUUUGCCGGAGAAGAAGAAGAAGAGGGAGAAGAAGGAGAAGAAGAAAAGAACACUGAACUCAUUCCAGUGAGCCCACAGAAGAAAGAGCCGCUCAAACUGGCUAGUCGGGACGAAAGCAAAGAGUUUCGUUCAGAGAGCUCAUCGGAUGAAGAAACUACGAAGGUGGACGAAAAACCGAAACAUGUCGACGCGUCACCCAGUAUGAAAGAAGAGGAGGACAGCGAAGGAGAAGUGUUACGAUCGGCGGUGGCGAGCCUGACGUCACCCGAGAACGUCGCGGUUGCGGAAAGCACAGUGUCAUCCUCUCUCGAUGUAUCCCGGCUGUCGCCGAGGAAAUUGGACGGCAGCGAGCUGAGCGUGGAGUGCAGUUCGGAGGACUUGGAAGACGGUAGCACGGCGAGCAAGACCGCAUUGUCGCGCUCGAAGACUAGAUUGCGAGACGAGGCGGAUGCGCACAACGACUCGCGAGAAUCGAGUAGCGACGACGAUGACGACGAGCGUUCGCUGAGUGGUCAUAAACUUUCCACGGCGGAUCGCGACGACAAAGACGAUAAAGCGUCGAGCGACAAUGAGGAUCCAAAUUCGUCGGACCAGCGGCAUGAGAAGGAUAGCUUCUCGACGGUGGACGACGAAGCGGAGCAGUUCCCGAUUGAGAAGGACAAGCUGGACGAACCGCCUGUGCUUGCCACUUCCAUCGAUAACAAUUGGGACUCGGACGGUGCUUAUACACCCUGCAAGGACGAGUUGCCUGUGAGGGACGAGAAUAUGCUGGAGCGAUGUACAGCGCCGUUUGAAGCCGGCUUGGAGCCUAUCACCCCGACGAAGGACAAGACGAAUGACGAUCUGGACGACUGCAGGUCACCGAGUGGUUAUGCCGAGCUGGGCACUGAGGCUAUCUCCGAAACCGAUGAGGCGAUAAAUUUCGAGGAGGAAUUGAACGCCUUGUUGUUACGAAAAGAGAAAGAGAUGGAAGACGGUGAGAUAUUAGAUGAGAGCAAACUGGACACGAAGGAGCGUGAAAAAUUAAAGGAUGAGAAAGAAGACGAUAGCAAGAAGAAGAGGAAGAAGGACAAGAAGGAAAAGAGCAAGGAGAGCACGGAGAAAAAUAAGGAGAACAUUUCGUCGGAUAAUCUGGUCGCGUGGAAGAAACUUUCAAAGAGCACGAAGGAGAGGUCAUACCGCGAUAAAGACAAACGAUCCAAGUCGAAAGAGAAGGAGAAAGAAAAGGAUAAAGAUAAGUUUUUUAGAAAGAAGACAAAGGAAAUUGGGAAGAAGAAAGAGAAAAGGAAAGAGUUGCCGCGAUAUGACGUGAGAAAGAUCGUGGCCGAUAAGCCGAGAAAGGAUGAGUACGGUAGAGAUAUCAGGGAGAAGUCAGGGAGAAGCAGAUCCAGAAGUCGUUCGUCAAACAAGAUUCAGUCAGGCUCAAAGGAUCGACGGAGUCGAUCGUAUUCGAAGGGACGGUCGAAGAGCAGAUCCCAUCUCCGAUUGUCCUGGUCGAGAGAUCGCGGCCAAUCGUAUUCCAAAUCGUGCCGUUCCAAUUCGCGCAGGAGAUCGUCGUCGCGUACCAGGCGCAAGUCGCGAAGGCGAUCCAUGUCACGUAGACGAUCUCUGUCGAGGCGGCAUUCCAUCUCUCGCAGGCGAUCGCGUUCGCGAUCACUGUCGCGCAAGCGGCGAUCGCUAUCGCCUAGGAGACGGACCAGGCGAUCCUUGUCGAGAUCGCGCGACAAGCGAAAGGACAAAACAAAGAAGUACAAGUCGCGCAGUCGCUCGAGGAACCGCAAGAGAUCGCGCAGCAAAUCGCCAAAGAGGAUGUCGUCCAAGACGCACGAGAAGAAGCACGGCAAGAGAAAGGCGCACAGUCGGUCGCGGUCGAAAGGCAGAUCGAUCUCACGAGAGCGAGAUCGCAACAGAAACUGGGAUCAGCUGAAUGAGAAAAGCGUGGAGCAGGAGCAGCAGUUCCCACGUGAGCGCGAGGAGCACGAGCGUUCGUGGAGCGCACAAUGGACGCCGUCUUGGUCGCGUUCGAGAUCGAAGACCCCACCGCACAUCCAGCAAGAACCUAUCGGCUCGCGGAAUUGGUCCCCGCCGUCCGUGCUGGACAGCGUAUCGCCAAAGAAUCUGACUGUUAUAUUGACAAAUAAAGAGGCGAUAAAGAAGAAGAAGAAGGAACGCCGGAAAGAGAGCCGGAAGUCCAAGGAGGCGGAGAAACGGCGGAAGAGCAAGCGCAACAGGACUCCGCCACCGUCGAAAGAGGUGUUUGCCAGUGGUGAUAAUAUAUUAGUUAGCGUAUGUUUCAAUAAAGACAACGAGAUAAAUCCCCCAGCUACACCGGAAUUACCCCCAACUAUUCCGUUGUCACCACCGAUAAAACGUCGACGAAGAGAGUCCGUUCAGACGGAAACGGCGCCUUCCGCGAAACGAUCGAAGAAGGAGAAAACGAAGGACAAGCGGUCCAAAUCGCCGAAGGUGAAGAAGGACAAAAAGAAGAAGUCCAAGGCGGCGGAGAUCGCAGCGACGAAGAAGCCCGUAGCUGUGAUCGAUCUGGAUCAGUCGCCGUUCCGCGAGCAAACUCCAUCGCCCCGUGACGUUAUAGUCCUGAGCGACGACGAUGACAAGCAGGCGCAGGAGGCGCUCGCCGCGUCGCCGGAGCAAUGUCCACCGUCGCAGACAUCGCCGCCGCGCGAGCAGUUUGUUUCGCAGGGCCCGAAGACCCCGCCGGAGCCGCAGAUCAAAUUCUCUAUAAAUAAGCAACCCAGCAAUCUCAGACCGUCCCUGAUAAAUCCACUGUUGGAGGAGGAAGAAGAGGAGGAAGAGGAGGAGGAGAUGAUGGAUGAGCGGGCAGAGGAGGAGCUAGAGAUGCGGGCUCAGGAGGAGCUGGAGCUGCGUCUCAAGAUUGGUCCCAACACUCCUCCCGAACCGCCAACGUCUCCGCCAACCUCGCCGGACGCUUACGAUCCCUUCGAUCCGACUAAGUCCCGUUCUCCAACGCCGGAUGCUAGCCAGGAAGCCACGCCAAACGACGAGCGUGAUCGAGUGCAGCGCAGCUCGCCUAGGAAACACGACGGACCUGCGGACCCUCCGUUGCCGUUGGACGAGCCCAGUCAACAGCAGGAACAACCCAGUCAGGAGAAGCCGAUAGAAAAGCCAAAGAUAAUAUCGAUGGUGACUAUCAAGAGACCGUCGCCGCAGAGAGACGUUUCCGCGUCUCCCGUACCGGAGAGCCAGACCGACAUAGCCCAGUCGUGCGGCAGCAGUCCGCCCAAGACCCAGCAGAAUCCGCAAAACGUGCAAUCAACCGCCAAUCCGUUUAGCACCAUUAAUCCUGUGCUGGCGACAGUGGCGGCCGCGGUGCAAAGAAGCUUCAACGCCAGCACGCCUAACACCACGCAAAGGACCCUGUUGCAGCCCAAUCGCAUCUCGCCGAGCAAUCAGAUAAAGCAACGUACAAACGACAGACCGCAGCUUCCUAAUGUAUUUACGAAUUCUGCGAAAUCGUCCACCAUGGCACGAUCUUCCAAAUCCAUCCAGAGUAAGAACAGCUCGACGGUAGGGCAGAACGGUAACGAUGCGACCAUAGAUAUGACGAACGACAAUGUCGUCGACAUGUCGUCUCCUUAUUCACCGGGAUCGACCUUGAGCGAUGGCCUGUUCGAUCCGCCUAGUCCCGCAAACUUUAAUAACUCGCCCGUUGCAAACGCACCACCGCCUGCUGCUGCUAAAACUAACACGCCGAAAGUUAACAAAAGCACGGAAAAGAAAGACGCGUUUGACGCGCUGUUCGGUGGAAUACUGCCGCCCAUUAAAACUGCCACCAAAAGCAGAAGUAAAAAGGUCGCCAAGGAGAAGACGAAGAAGUCUACCAAUCCUAAGGUUGGCGUACGCAUGGACGAAAAUCAGCUUCAAAUCUUGGACGAUCUUCCUAGCUCUGCUGUAGAAAUGCAAGUUAAAGACAAGUUUCUUAAGAAAUUAAACCGACAAGAGAGAGUUGUAGAGGAAGUAAAAUUAGUUCUCAAACCCCAUUAUACCAAAAAGCACAUCACAAAAGAGGAAUACAAAGAUAUCAUGCGCAAAGCAGUACCUAAGAUAUGCCAUAAUAAAACUGGCGAGAUUAAUCCUAAAAAGAUAGCCCAUCUAAUAGAAGCGUAUGUAAAGAAAUGUCGAAACAACAAGAAGAAGACUUCUGCUCCCAAGAUAACAAAACCUGCGAAGACUCUAUGGAGUUGAUCACGUGUUGGCAAUCCUAACGCAUUAGAAACUUCUUCAACAUUAGGCCUCUCUUUAGACCACGCGUAAAACACAUCUAUCUUCUGGAUGGUAAGUGAAUGAGAAGUAUGCAUACACACACACACACACACACAUAUAUAUAUAUAUAUACAUGUGUGUGCGUGCAUGUGUGCGUGCGUGCGUGUGUGCGCAUAUAUCUAUACAUAUACAUCUAUCAAUGAACGAAACAUGUAUUGUGUGUACAUACAUAAUUCAUUAAUUGUAUAAGCGUAAUAUUUUUAUUUAUCUAAUUGUUCAAAUACGAAAGAAUAAGAGUUCGUGAUUGCUAUUAUUAUUCACAAAUAUUAACGUCUAGACACGUUCGCGCGUACACAUUUAUGCGCGUAUUCGCGAAGGCGCUCGACAAUGUACGGCUUCUGUUCGAAAUAUACGUCCGUACAUUAUUGCGACGCCCCUUAAAACGAGUUCGGAUCACGAUCAACGAUCCUCUGCUAAGCUAACUAGCAAAUAUAUACUGUACGAUAAUAUAACAUUAGAGUGAUUGUGUAAUUAAAAAAAAAGAAAUGGAUAACAAAAGAACGCUCAAGUAAUUCGAGUCGCUAUGAGGGAGAAAUCAGAUCGCAGCAGGUGUAUUUUCCCUGCAACUUGUGCUGUAAGAUUAGUAGAGAUCUUUAAAUUAGAUUAGUAGAUUCUUAAACUUUUAUAUAAACGAAAAUGGCCUGUGAGAUCUUUUUCAUACAAAUACAUUUCCAUAAUAAGCAGGAUUCGCAGUACUUUGUUUUACUCUACAUAAAACAGAGGAUAAAACGGCACACACACACACACACACACAUUUCUGAUCAGCGACUUCAGAUGUAAAUAAAUCAUGUAUAAAAUUGCCGAAUAUUGUUCCUGUAUGUGAAAUUGAUUUAAGUUUGCGUUUUAUUAUGCGUUUGCUUAUGACUCCGUGUCUGUACGCCUGAUAUACAAAACAGGUUUUUACAUCCCGAUGCCAUGAGAGAACAUCAAUUUUUAUUCACAAUCCGUUCCGCACUUAUGCGUUUUCAGAAAAAGAGGAAUACUCACUGUCUUAUGAAUACCGUAACUCGUAUUCAUGUCUCGCCUUUAGCGCUAAAUACGGCUCAUAAUUCACACAUGAUAUGCUUCUGUUGUGUAUGUGUAUAUACAUACAUAUAUGUAUAUGAUAUAUGAUAGCAUUACAUAUAUGUGAUCUUGAUAAUUUGUUUGGGAUGAUAAUAAUACAGAAUUAGAUAAUCUCGUAGAAUAGAGGAUAAGCGAGACGUGGAUGUAUGUUACUUGUAAGAAGGCAGGACGAUCGCUGCGGAAAUAGGUUUCAUUUUUCCGGAGGUACUCAAUGUUCCAAAGUGCAGAAUGUAUAACGUGUCGAAACAACAGUGUAUAAUCAAUUUACGCAGUGUAAUCACAAGUGCAAGUGAGUCACAUCUGCAAUGAAAUAAUCGUAAACAACUUUUGCAUACCUAGGAUACAAGCGUGUUCGUUUUAAGCGUCAUAGGUAUUUUUUCAACCGUUAAGAGCAUGACAGAAAAUUAAUGCUAAAACAAUAUCCCAAGGAUAACGUUCGUCUGACUUCAUAUUUCUAAUGGCACGCUGUGGAAAUUCUAAUUUCGGGAUAUAUUGUUCAUAUAAAUACAUACGUAUUGUCUGCAACUAAUAAGUGAAUAUUGUAGCUGCCAUAUAAAAUUCUGUUGUACAUUUUACGAUCAGACAUUGUAAUGCUCACAUCGUACGGAAAUACACUAAGUGUGGAUAGGUUUUAUACUUUUUACGCAUGAUAGCUGAAAUUACAUCCUCUUUGGAACGUAUACAGGUACUUAUACAUAUAUAUACAUAUAUAUAUCGAAAACGUACAGCACUGGCCGAGGUGAAUUUAAGCAAAACACGUGACGAUCCGUAUCAUAAAGUAUAUCAUCAGUGAUCACAUCGAUAUUCAUAAUGUAAUGAUUGCAUCGAUGAUCAUUACGCCAGUAAAAUGAUGUUAAAUCCAUCGUUAAUUGAACUGUCGUUAAUUCUUGUGUGCAUGAACUCUCUUUUGUACUAAAUAGCAAUGUACAUAAACGAAAGGAGAAUAAAGAGUUUAAUAUUAUCGAA